CGCUGUGCAGCCCCGAAUCUACUGGAUGAACAGCAGGAUCUUCCACAUUGCCCAGGAUGAGCGGGUGACCAUGGGACAGAAUGGAAACCUUUACUUUGCCAACGUGCUCACCAAUGACAGCCACUCCGACUACAUCUGCCAUGCCCACUUCCUGGGGGCCCGAACCAUCAUGCAGAAAGAGCCCAUUGACCUCAGGGUCAAACCCACUAACAAUAUGAUUUACCGCCGGCCACGCCUGCUCCUGCCUGAAGGUUUGACCAGCCGCCUGGUGGCCCUCCGGGGUCAGCCCUUGGUCUUAGAGUGUAUCGCCGAGGGCUUCCCAACACCCACUAUAAAGUGGUCAUACCCAAGCAACCAGAUGCAGGCAGGCCGAGUGACCUACCAGAACUUCAAUAAGACGCUGCGUCUGGUGAGGGUAGAGGAGGAAGACGAUGGGGAAUACCGCUGUUGGGCCGAGAACGCCCUGGGGAGCGCACAACAUGUCUACUAUGUCACCGUUGAGGCUGCCCCAUACUGGCUGCAGGAGCCUGAAAGCCUGGUUUUGGCACCAGGAGAGACUGCCCGACUCAACUGCCAAGUCCAGGGCAGGCCCCGCCCCAUGGUCACUUGGAGGAUCAACGGGGUCUCACUGGAAAAUCUGACCAGGGACGACAAGCUCAGAGUCCAAGGAGGGGCAUUGAUCUUGACUAAUGUGCAGCCCAAUGACACCAUGGUGACUCAGUGUGAGGCCAGAAACAAGCACGGACUCCUGCUGGCCAAUGCCUACAUCUCCGUUGUCCUUCCACCCCCUCCUCCUCCCCGCCUUCUCCAUCCCCGGAAGGGGCAGACACUGGCGGGGCAUGGCUUGACAGUUGUGCUUCUGGACCAAGCGAUGUUGGCG
Gracilinanus agilis (Agile Gracile Mouse Opossum) is the source of this 880-nucleotide messenger RNA. Its product is annotated as neural cell adhesion molecule L1-like. Gene Ontology annotation, molecular function: cell-cell adhesion mediator activity. The record is from RefSeq and is a predicted model, not a curated record. The annotation marks the transcript as partial. Gene Ontology annotation, biological process: cell-cell adhesion; brain development. The transcript is spliced from 7 exons. Lineage: Eukaryota; Metazoa; Chordata; Mammalia; Didelphimorphia; Didelphidae.